This is a messenger RNA of Lactuca saligna, 970 nucleotides long. Lineage: Eukaryota; Viridiplantae; Streptophyta; Magnoliopsida; Asterales; Asteraceae. The record is from the annotation of a GenBank genome assembly.
CAUAUGGUUUUUGGUCGAGUUGAUCUCUGAUGAAUUUGAUGACUUGGAUAAAGAAUUUGAUCUCCCUUAUAGAGUUCCCGAGGAUAAUGGGAUUUUGAGUGACUCACAUUCUCUAAUCACCCCACUAUUUAUGAACCAAGCAAAAUGGAUUCAUCCAGUGCCUUUUUCUGAUACUGCUUCAUCUAUCUAUUUGCGGCCUACGCUAAUGGAUUCAACGCAAUACCAUUUAACUAUAUUAAACGCAAUACCAUUUAACUAUAACAAAAAAAUCGACAUUGAAGGCUUCCAACCCUCGCAAAGCGGGGGACACUUCUCUAGUUUUCUUUAUGAAUUCAACUUUACUGCCAAACACUCACCCAACUUCAUAUUUUAUGCUAUCAAAUUAAUUUAUAUGAGGCAUCCAAAUAUUCUCUAAAAAGGAAGACAGUUUCAAAAUAGGAAUUUGGCAAGUGGCAUUGCGAAAAUGAAUAGUGAUAUUGUUAUGAUCUUAAUACAUUCACAGAUGCACAAAUGUCAGAUCAUUAUCCAGACUAUUCUCGUUAUAUCCAAUUAAGACGACGAUUAUUUUUCGAAGUUAUGAAUGGAGUUCAAAAAGACAAAGUGAGGGACUUGGAAAAACAUCGGAUUAGUACACGUUUCAUAGUAGAGAUGAAAGAAAAUGAUAUGAGUUGUUUGUAUUAAGAAAAAGUGUUGAAAAGUGGAUUGUUGGCGUUGAUAAGGGGAUUGAUGAAAUAAAGAAAGAGCAUGACCGGCUUCCAAAAGUUAAAAUUAGGCAGGAUUUUUUUGAUUGGGAACAACCGUUGUACAAGAAUGGUCUCUAUGAGCUAAAACGAUCGGUUUUCCCUUAAAGACAUUUUUAAAAUUUAUAAAUUCUUUUCUAUUAUUUGUAUUACUAUUUGAUAUACAAAAAUAAUAUAGACCCCACUACUUAUAUGUGUUAUCCCUAUCCACUUUGAACAUUCUUUUCCAU